Solenopsis invicta (red fire ant) is the source of this 3455-nucleotide messenger RNA. RefSeq lists its product as uncharacterized. Gene Ontology annotation, cellular component: plasma membrane. Gene Ontology annotation, biological process: detection of chemical stimulus involved in sensory perception of smell; sensory perception of smell. Lineage: Eukaryota; Metazoa; Arthropoda; Insecta; Hymenoptera; Formicidae. The record is from RefSeq and is a predicted model, not a curated record. Gene Ontology annotation, molecular function: odorant binding; olfactory receptor activity. The transcript is spliced from 5 exons. The coding region runs from base 2626 to 3159 and encodes 177 amino acids.
UGCAGAUAAAUACAUAAAACUAAAUUCUAAAAACUUAUAGUGUUACAAUUUUAUUAAAAUUAACAGCGUGUCAAUCGUUCUACGUUUAAAUAAAAAUAAAGAAAGUAACACUAUAAUUGUUAAAUAGUAUUACAAAUUAAAGUAAUGAAUAUGGCACUACCGAUCAAGCAGGUCUUAGUGAUCAAUAAUUUUUUCGAGAUUAAUUUAUAAACAUUUACAAGUUUCCUUCAACUACGCGCCGCAAUACUAUCGGAUUUAAAACACAGCUUUAAAAAAGAAUCCGAAUGUAAUAUCACAAAAUUAAAUUGCUUAUCAAUAUUAACUUCGGAUUCUUCUUUAAAGCUGUGUUUCAAGUCCUAUGAUACUGCGUGCAGCUGGGAGAAUCUUGUAAAUGUUUAUAAAUUCAUCUAGAAAAAUUAUUUAGCGCUAAUAACUGCUUCCAAUUGGUAACGCCGUAUUUAUUAUUUCAAUUUGUAUUACAAUUUUCUAUCCUAUUAAGAUUUAUUAAAUAGUAUUAUUACAGUAUCAACACAUAAAUAACACAUCACAAUCUAACUUUGCUAUAAAGCAUUGAUAACUAACUUAAAAUUAAAUUUUAAAAUUAUUGUCACGUAUUUAUUUGGCAUAAUUAUUACAAAGUUAUACAACUUAUCAGGAGUCAAAUGGUUAUAGCUAACAAUAAGAUAUAUUUUAUUGAAAACUGUACUUUAUGAAUGCUAGUAUUAGAAUGCCGAUGUAGAUGCAAAGAAGGUGGAAAUGUGCUUGCGCGACUUCUGUUCGAAUAGUGCAAUUUCAUGGUAAUAAUAUAAUUGUCGCAGUAUCUCUAGAGAGAAAUUGAUCGCAUAAAUAUUUGAUGAGAAGUUGGUGAAAUGAACGCGUUUGGUUCUCAUGGCAAAUUAUUACACAAUUUGGUGUAAAUGGUUAUAAAUGAUGAAAUUUACGUUUAACAUUUUUUUUCUUUAGAAGAAAGAUCAGUAUAUUUAAUCGAACAGUAAAAGAAAGACGGAACAAGAGAAUUUGUCCAUGUCUUUGAAUCUCAUAGUAAUAUUUUGGUGCUCGUAGAGAGAUGACACGUAUUUCUCAAUAUUGUAAUCUCAAUAAAAUCCUACUGCUUGCUCUCGGGUUUUGGCCUUAUGAACAAUCUAAAUUAACUCGAUUUCACUGCAAUAUUUUUCGUGUUAUUUUAUCAACGGGUAUUGUAUUUCAGAUAACACCAUUGAUAACAUUAAAAUGUACUUCUGAACUCGUUAUCAAGGUGCCGUAUCUUUGUGUACAAUGUUUUUAAUUCCAUAUCAUUCAUACUAUCUUAAUAUUGAAGUUGUAAGUUAAUGUCUUAUUUUAGGUAGCAAGCUGAUGAUAUUUGUUGUCAUUUUACCACUGUCAAAGACGUUAUUUUUACAUUGUAGUGACGAUGAAUAACAUCAGCUUGUUACAUGAGGUACAGUAUUCGUCGAAUAAGAUCGGGCAAAUAAAUUGUUAUAGUAAAAAUUGUUUUUUGGUAUGUACAAAAGAUAGUAUAAAAAAUUAAUAAAAUGGCAGGUAAAGAAUUUACUAAUACAGCUUGAACAUGUACAUAAUAAGUUAAAGGAUAAAAACGAAAUUGCUAUUGUAUACGAAUAUAGUAGCAUUGGCAAACGCUAUACGAUUGCACUUACGGGUAAGGUAAAAUGUAUUUUUUCAUAUAUUAUAAUUAUACUUUCAAUACAACAUAUUAGCUAAACAGAUGUAAGAAAAAGAAAUCGGUUUGUAACAUAUAAUAUGUAUAUAGAGAUUCUUAACGGUUGUACCCAUUUUUUACCAUAGAAGCAUGUUUUAACGACAGAUAUGUAUUUUUAACAAAUUAUUAUAUUAAAAAUUACAAAUGCAUGUUCCUAUCAUAAAAAGUACAAACAUUAAGAAUCAUCCUGUAUAUACAUUUUUGUAUAUACAUUUUUAAAAAUAAUAUACAUAAUAACAAUUAUGUCGUAAUUUUAAGUCAAGAAUCUAUUAAAACCCAGUAAUGAAUGUAAACACUAACUUUUCAAUAUAAAAUACUGAUUAAUCAAAAAGUUAUUGUACAAUUAAUGUAAAUGAGCGGCCAUAAUAUCACCUAUUUAUAUGAUGCGUAUAAUAUACGUAAAAUAAUUUUAGUUUCUAAGAACUUAACUAUAUAUAAAAAUGUAUAACAAGUUAUUUUGCUACUCUUUAGCAACUGCAUUUUGUGGACUCUUUGUUCUUAGUACAAAUCAAAUCUGGUUGAAUGUAAAUGAUACUAAUUUAUCAAUAAUGAAUAUAUCUGAACCACAUUAUUUCUUUGUCAUGGAAUACUUUAUUGAUCAGAAAAAAUAUUUUUAUUUAAUUCUACUGCACACUUGCGCAGUAUUAUACAUCGGGGUAACUGUACUGUUAGCAAUAGGCACAAUACUCAUUACAUAUAUUGAGCAUACCAUUGGAAUGUUUAAAAUUGCUUGGUACGAAUGUUGACAUAAAAAUGAGUAUAAUUAAAACUGUUAUUCAAAUUUUGUUACUUUCAUAUAACAUUACGUUAAAAAAAGUUUGUACGGAAGUUUUUUUAAGCAAAAAGAUUGUACUGUUUAUAAUAAAAACAUAAACAUUUAUAGUUAUCGCAUCGAGCAUGCAGUAAAAAUGGAUCUACGAAAUACUAUGCUAAAAAGUAAGAGAUUGAUGACUGAAGGCAUAAUUUGUGCUGUACACAUUCACCGGCCAGCUAUAAAAUUGUCCAAACGUAUAUUGUCCACGUUUGAAGCAAUGAUAUCUUGUUUCACGGGAUGUGUUGUAAUUUGCUUCAGCCUCAACUUGUUUCAACUUUUUCAAAUAACAUCAUUUAAAAAUAAUGUGCACGAAUUUAUACUGCAUUUUACAUAUGCAUCUAUAAGCAUAUUACACAUGUUUAUAGCCAACUAUAUCGGACAGAGUGUAAUCGACCACAAUAAUCACGUAAACAUUGCUGCGUACAACAUUCAGUGGUAUAGAACACCUUUACAUAUUCAGAGAAUGGUAUUAUUCUUGUUGCAAAGAAGAGCCAUUCAACAUACUUUAAAUAUUGGUGGAUUAUUUGAUGCGUCCAUAGAAGGUUUUGCCACGGUAAUAUGUUUGUAUAACAUUUUGGAAUUAUUUAUAAAUUAUAUAAUUAAAAAAAAUAUUUUUAAUUUUAGCUAAUAAAAGCUUCUAUGUCUUAUUUUACCCUCAUUAAUUCUGUACAGUAAAAAAAUAAACAUUAAUUUAUUAUUUAUGAUUACGGUAUAGUUAAUGAAGAAAUUGUAGCAUUUGCACUUAGAAAAUAGUGUUUAUUUUUUAAAUAUAUAGUAUUAAAUUUACGUUUACAUUUUUUUUGCUAAAGAAUAAAGUUAAUGUUACUUAAAUGAAGACAUUUUGUAUGCAAGGCAUUAAAAUCAUUGUGCUGUCUUCACAUGUGAAUAAAGCAUUUUUAAAUAUUUUAUAUUACCAUUAAAAUG